ACCGCUAUAAACUAAGAUGCGUUCCGCGUACGCAGUACUACUCACCUAUGUUGUAUUCCAAGAACGCCCCCCCACAGAAACAAGUGAUCGCCCAUGCAGCUCAAAUACUCCCGAGGCAAACAUCCCACCACUCGGGGGGGAGGGGACAACUCCAUAAUAUGCGACACGAUCGAUCCAAUGACCACCCAGAAAAUGGAGGCGCCAAGGUCUCCAGAUCAGAGCGACCCGACUUACUGAGUACAGGGGUAUCACAGGAAAAAACGCAAAAGGGUACAGCAUGUCUUACAGAACCAUGGUACACUCAGAGAGUCAAGACUGUGUCAUGAAAGGCGGCGAUCAGCACUGCUGCUGGUUGAAUCUCGUUGAUAGCCGUAUUGGGUAUUCUUCUCCUCCACCCCAAUGUCGAGUCGGCGACGCCUUGUGUCUCUUACAGAGAACACGAACUUGAAAGCAACCCCGAAGGCCAGCCAGGCAAGAGCUACAGAAAUUAGACUGAUCACCCACACAGGCUGUGCUUGCUUUAUAUACACUGAUAUGAGGGAACAGAUGAUGGCCACUAGUACGACACCGUAGCACAGCCCUAGGACGAUGAAUAUGCACGGGGACACCUCCACACAAGGAGACAUAGUACAAGGCGAAAAAAG
Molecule: messenger RNA, 644 nt
Organism: Perkinsus marinus ATCC 50983
Lineage: Eukaryota; Perkinsozoa; Perkinsida; Perkinsidae
Exons: 1
Source: RefSeq, a predicted model, not a curated record